This is a messenger RNA of Zea mays, 2856 nucleotides long. Its product is annotated as Aluminum-activated malate transporter 9. Bases 1075 to 2577 code for a protein of 500 amino acids. Gene Ontology annotation, biological process: malate transport. The transcript is spliced from 6 exons. The record is from RefSeq and is a predicted model, not a curated record. NCBI's taxonomy places the organism in Eukaryota, Viridiplantae, Streptophyta, Magnoliopsida, Poales, Poaceae.
UUUGCUUGGGUUAGAUUCAAGGUGUCGCCUUUGCUAUGGUCCUUCUACUGUUCAGUCUUCAUUGGAAUUCCUUCCUUUUUGUCAAAUCUCUUGCGUGCCUUCAACUUUUGCUGUCAUCUUUGUGCUGCCCUCGUCUCUGUUCCGACACAUCAGUUCUUGGAGCAUGUCCAUAUAUAUAUAGUAAUAUAGUAUUAAAUCGAAGCGGUGAAUAAACAGUUCCGUCCAAUCUUCAUCUGAUCUGCAGAUCAGCAACUGCCGUUGCAUUCAAAAUUAUGCGGGCCUGCCAGUUCAAAAAUGUCAUUGUGAGAUCUCUUCUUUUUGGGUAAUGAUACUAGAGAUGUUAGGUUUGUAGUCCCAGCAAUGUACAACACGGGUCCACUUUUAGGUGACCGAGCAAAUCAGUUGUUCCGUGCAGAGACAGGAAAACUCGUCUUCCAUUUUGUCCAUCUGUUGAACGUGGCCCCCUGUUUUUUGGCAUUGUCGAAGACCUGGUGAUAGAGCGGCUUUUGACAUUGCUGAAGACCAGGUGGUAGAUGGAUUAAGAAAUUAUGCUUGCGUAGUUUAUGCUGUUGGCUGGCAUAUUUUAUUUCAAACCUGUGUGCAGUGGGAUGUGUAACUUUUAAACUACAUUUAUAAUGAUGAUGGACCACAACUUCUUAAAAAUUUAGGGCAGAUGCUUCUUGAGACAUCUUCAAAGUCCAAACUAUCAUACCUUAAACUUUAAUUCAGUCACAAUUUCUUAUUAAAGAAAGGGUAUCAUCAAAGUUAUUUGGAAACCCUUUUUGUGUAGGUCUAAUGUAAGAGCUCAGAAAACAAUGACUACUCAAAUGGACUAAAGAAAUAAAUUUUGGAAGAAAAUGUAAGAUUGGUUGUUAAAUGUUGUAGGUUGUUUCUGUGAUGCAGAAAGUUAAAAAAAACAUAGACAAUUGCUUCUUUUUAUGUGCCACUAAGGAAGCUGUCCUUUUUUUAUACCUUUCGUUUUUGUCACUGGUCUAUUAAGGUACUUGCUUUUUUUCUUUUUUGCUUAGCACUACUACUUAGACCCUUACACAGUAAGUUUUCAACCUGGAGAAGAUGAUUCCAUUUGCUGUGCACACCUGCAAAUUCAUUUGUUCAUACGACAGCCUCUCUGUAUUUGGAGGGGAAGGUGCAACCUUAAGCAAAGGGUUUAAUCGGGGAUUGGGGACACUAACCGCAGGAGCUUUUGCUCUAGUAGUUGCAGAAUUGUCCAAACACCUGGGAAAACUGGAGGAAGUUAUUCUUAUAACAAGCAUCCUUAUUGUUGCCUUUUUCACAACAUUGACAAAGCUACAUCCGAAGAUGAAGCCGUAUGAGUAUGGAUUCCGUGUGUUCUUGUUGACAUUCUGUUACGUUAUGGUCUCUGGGUACAACACUGGGAAAUUCACUGAUACAGCUACAAGCAGAUUUAUAUUGAUUGCUAUUGGUGCUGCUGUCAGUCUUGGAAUCAAUGUAGGCAUCUACCCAAUCUGGGCGGGAGAGGAUUUGCAUAACUUGAUAGCAAAGAAUUUCACUGGUGUUGCAAAAUCCUUGGAAGGUUGUGUUGAUGGAUAUCUGAGAUGCAUGGAAUAUGAAAGGAUUCCUUCAAAAAUACUUGUGUAUCAAGCAUCUGAUGAUCCUGUAUAUAGUGGGUACAGGGCAGCUGUUGAGGCAUCAGCACAGGAAGAAACCCUGCUUGGCUUUGCUAUAUGGGAGCCACCCCAUGGGCCUUACAAAACAAUGAACUAUCCUUGGAGGAGCUUCACCAAAGUUAGUGGAGCAUUGAGGCACUGUUCCUUUGCAGUAAUGGCAUUACAUGGUUGCAUUCUUUCAGAAAUUCAGGCACCACCAGAAAGCAGAAGAGUAUUUUCUGCAGAGAUUCAAAGAGUGGGACAGGAAGGAGCUAAAGUAUUGCGCGAGCUCGGAAGCAGAGUUAAGACAAUGACCAAGCUGAGUUCUUCAGGUAUUCUGUUCGAAGUGCACAUGGCAGCUGAAGAGCUGCAAAAAAAGAUUGAUGAGAAGUCAUAUCUUCUGGUGAACACUGAACGAUGGGAUGCUAGCAAGCAAGCUCAAGGAAUCAAAGAAGUUGUAAAUGGUACCCGUGCUGUGGAAACGGAAAACAAGAACAAAGAAAACAAGGAUGAUGGCACCAGUGCUGUCGAAAAAGAAAACAAAUCCAAAGAAAACAACAAUGGAGGGCUGGAACCUACCAUAGUUGAUCAAACUUUAGUGCAUCAGUCAAAGAGCUUUCUUGCAAAUUCAUUUCUGAGCAGAUAUGAUUCAGCGUCAACAAUUGACGGUUUUAAGCCAGCACUUUCUUGGCCUGCUCGUAAAUCAUUCCAUCCAAACAUACCACUUGAAGAUGAGGAUUCCCAAACAUAUGAAAGCGCGAGUGCCUUGUCCUUGGCUACAUUUGCAUCACUCCUGAUUGAGUUUGUUGCCAGACUACAGAAUGUUGUUAACGCAUUUGAAGAGUUGAGUGAGAAGGCUAACUUUAAGGAUCCUGUGGUGGAGCCUACUGCAGUUAGCACAAGUAAUGUUAGGUUUCUCGAUAAACUGUGCAAAUUUGUAGGUUUCUAGAGUUGACACGGAUCCUGUGAAGGCUAACUCUAAGGAUCCUGUUUUGGCAUCCAGUUUCCCUUUUUAAAAUUAAUUUGGGGGUACGGAAUGUACACUAAACUUGUAAAUGUGCAAUCAGAUGAUUGCAAGUUGUAUUGCUGGAGUUCAGUUUACAGCUACAGAAAUCAUCAAUCUGGUAAAUGUUGAUCUCUGCAUCUGCUGUAUUGUGUUUUCAGCGCCCUGACUGAUUGCACGUAUGUAUAUCCUGUGAAAAGCCAGCUUUUCAUAUAUUUUUUUGCA